Messenger RNA from Colletotrichum graminicola M1.001, 702 nucleotides. RefSeq lists its product as uncharacterized. The transcript has a single exon. Lineage: Eukaryota; Fungi; Ascomycota; Sordariomycetes; Glomerellales; Glomerellaceae. Bases 1 to 702 code for a protein of 233 amino acids. The record is from RefSeq and is a predicted model, not a curated record.
AUGGCCGGAAACGGAAACAAUCCAAACGGCUACGGCUACGGCCAGAACCCGUACAGUGACACGAACGGCUCUCCCGCCCGCUCAUACUCUCCAGCCGACGCAAUGUCUUAUAUGGCCGCCCGCGCCGGCGCCAACCGCGCCGCCUUCCCCGCCGCCUUCCCUCCCCCCUACGGCCACGGCGUCAACCGCGGCCCGACCUACGGGGACACCUACGGCCCAAACUCAGCCACCGCGAUGGGCUUCGGCUACGGCAGUCGCUCUGCCACCAAGACCACCGCCAACACUUACGACGCCGGCAGCUCGACCUGGACCGACGGCCCGCGCUACCCCUCCGGCCCUCCCAGCGCGGAUGCCCUGCGCGGCGCGGCGGACAUGGCCGCCACGGCGGCGCGCCGGGCGCGCAACCCGAAUGGGUACAUCCCCGGCGGCGGCGGCAACGGCAGCGGCCCGAGCAGCGGGUUCGGGGGCGGCUGGAGAGGCCCCAACGGUCCCGUCCCGAUGGGCAUGGCGGGCUCGGGCUGGCCCGGCACCAAGCCCGGAACAUCUUACGGUCCUGCUCGUGACGUGAAAAGAGACAACAUGGCGGAUGGGCAUGGGAAUGACAAUGAGCACGGAAACAGCAAUGCCUGGGGUCACGGGGGCUACAACGGCAACGCCUGGGGCCAUGGCGGCAGUGGCAAUGGCCAAGACCCUGGGUAUUGA